GUUGACUCUCGCCGCCAUCUCACGAACACCGACCAGCUUCCCUCGGACUCUGACGACGGCGAGUGGCAAAUAUGCAAGCGACCCCUGCACCCACAGAAGCCCCUGGCUCUCCGCAGCCUUCGCAAACAACAGCUUCGCAACAACCAUUUCCUGAGCAGCCCUAUAACACCGACACCCUCCCCUUCCAUAUCCUCACCGCAUUCUUUGAGAAGCUACAAGGAGAGCGUAAGCAGGAGAAGCGCAGGAAGCUACUCAACCACUGGUUCAACAAAUGGAGAGAAGACAAUGGACCAGACCUGUAUCCUGUACUGAGACUGAUUCUUCCGCAUCGCGACCGAGAACGCAAUGUGUAUGGCCUGAAAGAGAAGGCACUCGCCAAGUUAUACAUCAAGGUGAUACCCUUGAAUAAGAACGACCCAGAUGCUAUGCGGCUGCUGUACUGGAAGAAACCGACAGAGAAGCAUGCAAGUACUUGCGCAAGCUCUGCUGCAUCUGGAGACUUUCCGACCGUGCUUUACGAGGUCGUCAGCAAGCGUUCCUCGGUCACUCAGAGCACCUUGACCAUCGACGACAUAAACGACAUGCUCGACCAGCUUGCCGACAUGUCGAACAAGUCAGAGAAGCAGUCGAAGAUCAUCCAAAGACUUUACAAUGAGGCGACACCCGAGCAGCAGCUUUGGUUUGCGCGCAUCAUUCUCAAGGACAUGAACAUCUCCGUCAAGGAGACCACCGUCUUCGCCGUCUUCCACCCCGACGCGCAGGCGCUCUACAACACUUGCUCCGACCUCAAGAAGGUGGCAUGGCAGCUCGCAGAUCCGAGCAUCCGACUCCAUGAAGAUGAGAAGCAAGUAAAGCUCGGCCAGCCUUUCAUGCCCAUGCUCUGCAAGCGGCCCAUGAAGCGGAUUGAGGAUACGGCGCAGGAGAUGGACGGCUCUGAGUUCAUCAUUGAGGAGAAGCUGGACGGCGAGCGAAUGCAGUUGCACAAGAUGGGGAACCAGUACUACUACUCUUCGAGGAAAGGCAAGGACUACACCUACCUCUACGGCUCGCACGUUGGCGCCGGAAGUCUGACCCCUUACAUCGCGCACCGCUUCCACAAGCAGGCCGACUCCGCCAUCCUCGACGGCGAAAUGCUCGUCUGGGACCCCAUCUCCGGGCGCAACCUCCCCUUCGGCACCCUCAAAACCGCCGCCCUCGACCAGUCCAAAAAGCAAGCCGCGCCCCGCCCCUGCCUCAAAGUCUUCGACCUCCUGUACCUCAACGGAAAGUCCCUCAUCGACAAGUCCACCGCCUUCCGCAAGAAGAACAUGCGCCUGGUCAUCGAGGCGCUGCCCGGGCGGAUCGAGUUCGUCGACGAGUUCAAGGGGCGGACGGCGCAGGACAUACGGGAGAAGAUGGACGAGGUGAUGGCGAAUCGGGGGGAGGGGCUGGUGAUUAAGCACCCGAAGUCGCAGUAUGUGCUGAAUGGGAGGAAUAAUGAUUGGAUUAAGGUGAAGCCGGAGUAUAUGGACAACAUGGGCGAGACCGUGGACGUGCUCGUCGUCGCCGGCAACUACGGGUCUGGCAGACGGUCCGGCGGCGUCUCGACCCUCAUCUGCGCCGUCUUCGACGACCGGAAUACAGGCAGCUUCAACGAGAAUGAAUCCAAAUUCAGCACCUUUGUCCGCGUCGGGUCUGGCCUAACGUACGCCGACUACAUGUGGCUGCGCGCGAAAAACUGGAAGACGUGGGACGCCAAGAACUCGCCGACGUACUUGCAGACAGCGAAGCGGUCGCAUGAAGACAAGGGGGAUGUGUAUUUGGAGUACGAGGACACGUUCAUCCUGAAGGUCAAGGCAGCGGAAAUCACGCCGUCUGACCAGUACCAUGUCCGCUACACGAUGCGCUUUCCUCGCGCGCUGUCCAUCCGGGAGGAGAUGGCUCCGGGGGACUGCAUGACGGCGAGUGCCGUCGUCGAGCAGCUGAAGACCGCGAAAAAGCGCAAGAUGGAGACGAAUAAGGUCUCGUCCACGAAGAAACGCAAGGUCGUGAAGAAGAAGGUGGAGAUGCUCCCGCGCUUCGACGGACCGGAUAUGAAGGACGUGAAGGAGGAGAGCGAUUUGUUCAAGGGAAUGAAGUUUGUCGUCAUCUCCGACCCGAAGGCAAGGACGGGCGAGGAGGACAGGAAGAAGUUGAUGAAGCUCAUCCGCUCGCAUGGGGGACAGUGCCCGCAGUUCGCGAAGGACCCGGCUGCAAUUGUGGUGUACAAUGGGACGUCGACGCCCUACGACCUCCAACUCAUCAUCCGGAAGGACACGAAUGACGUGGUGCGCCCUCAGUGGGUGAUGGACUGUAUCGCAAAGGGCGAGUUGGUGCCGAUGGAGAAGAAAUAUUUCUUCUUCGCCACCACAGCGCGCAAAGAGACCGCCGAGUACGGCGAGGAUGGCGGUGCUGAAUCGAGCGGCAGCGUGACGCAGGAGUCGUCGGAUGAUGAGGCCGCCGCGGAGACGUCGCAGAGCAGCAAGAAGCGCAAGCGAGCUGGCAAGUCGGCGGAACCGGAAACGCAGGACAAGACCGCCGACGAGGAGAAGGCCACACCUGCACCCUCGAAGCCCAAGGUCGACCUGGACCCGGGGCUUGCGGCGUGGCUGGGCUAUGACGAGGACGACGCGGCGGGAGUGGAGGACGAUGCAGGGGAGAAAGACGAGCGCGGUGGCCGAGACGACGUCGAGUCCGACAACGACUCGGACAAUCAAGAUGUCAAGGACGAAGAGGAAGAGGAUGACAUGGCCUUCUGGUUCAACGAGGACGACGGAGAUGACUCUGCCACGGCCACGCUUCCCACGCAAAAGACCACACAAUCGACCGCCGACACGCAGAAGGGGGAUGACGCCCCCACGACGCAACCGGAAGUGAAGAUGGGCGACGACAACGCGAUGCAUUACGACGAGGAGCUCAUAUUCAAGUACCUAUGCUUCUACCUCGACUCGCCCUCCAACGCACGCGCAUCCGGCAUGUCCGUUAAAUCGACCGCACAUGAGGAUGAGAUCAACGAGAGCUUUGAAGAGCUGAGAUCGAAGAUCGAGAGCAACGGAGGCCGAGUGGUCGACCUGAGCGAGCCGAAGUUGACGCAUGUCGUGCUGGAUAAGCGGGAUUUGAGCAGGAGGAUAGAUCUCAUGAGGCGCACGUCGAAGCCGAAACGCCGGCAUCUCGUGUUAACCGCGUAUAUCGACGCGUGUCUGGAGGAGAACACGCUACUGGACGAAGAUGACUUCGCGCCGUAGACCGGUUUGCAAGUGAUUUGGAGUUAGCAAAUUCGGGUAGGAUAUCUAAGGACUUUGUAUAUGUAAAGUAGAGCAGGCAACAUACCAAUGAAGCGCUGGAUCGCCGGAGUCGAAGUAGACUUAGCAUGAU
Schizophyllum commune H4-8 is the source of this 3393-nucleotide messenger RNA. Its product is annotated as DNA ligase IV-like protein. Bases 72 to 3263 code for a protein of 1063 amino acids. Gene Ontology annotation, biological process: DNA recombination; nucleotide-excision repair, DNA gap filling; DNA biosynthetic process. Gene Ontology annotation, molecular function: DNA binding; DNA ligase (ATP) activity; ATP binding. Gene Ontology annotation, cellular component: DNA ligase IV complex. NCBI's taxonomy places the organism in Eukaryota, Fungi, Basidiomycota, Agaricomycetes, Agaricales, Schizophyllaceae. The record is from RefSeq and is a predicted model, not a curated record. The transcript is spliced from 22 exons.